AUGCGGGCCGACCUAUGCAUGCAUGCGGCUUCUGACCUUAUACCGGCGCUGGUGAAGAUGAAUGUGGUCGUACCUAAUCAACCCGCGGCUAGGGUCACUAAGCAUGGAACCGUCGUGGAUUCUGGAGCGGAGGAUCACAACACAAAGCUGACACGGAUGCAGGUGGAGCACUACGGCAUGAAGAGGGAUCUUGCGAUCUGGAAAGCAGCAGUCACCGCCGUCGGAGCGGCGAUGGGUUACAGUGUCGAUCAGCUCCUUGCAGGAGCUACAUACGUCUUGCAGGCGCAAGGUUCUGAAGGGGGCGCGGCGACACCUGGGGGCAGCCGGUCCACUGCACCCUCCACCCCCAACCCCCGUGCAGCAGCGCGGCCUUGCACUACCGACAGCCCCGGUUCCAAAGGAGGAUCUGCUGAGAGCGUAGCACUGGACGGUGCAGGCAGUGGCACAGUCGAGCUAGGGGGGGUUCAUCCCAGCCCCUGCGCACUACCCGUGCCUGCCGCUCCGAGGUGGUCGAUAAAUGGCACAGAGGGAAGUAUGCACGUCACGCACCAGGCAGAGCCGGCGGUGGCUCAUGCAUGUGGAGCAAGGCCCGUGGUGCUGGCUAUGCCGGCAAAGAGGAAGGGCUCAUGCAUGUGGAGCAAGGCCCGUGGUGCUGGCUAUGCCGGCAACGAGAAGACCCGCAUGCGUCGGGGGCGGAUGCUGAGGGUGGCGCUACUGCUUGCAAGAGCAAGGAUUCUGUUCCGAGAGAAGAAUAAGAAGAAGCGGACGCAGAUGAGGCUGGGUGCGUACAAUAAGGAGCUGGAGGCUGCCAUGGCGUACGCAGCAGCGGUGCACGUGGUCAAAGAUGGUAAGUGCGUGCCAGGCACAGUGGAGCUGACGGAUGAGGAGAAGGGUAUGCUGGAGGGGUGCACGUUGGCAGUUGUCAAGCGGCUGGUUAGGAGCCGUCAGUGGUUCCGAUGGCAGGAGUGGGAGACGGCACUAGUGGACUGCACGGAGGAGGAGACAGCAGGGGACGGCGAUGAGCACUCCGACUCGCAAGACGAUGACGCGGGGGAUGCAGCCGGAUGUGCCGUGGAGGAAGGAGAUGAGGUGAUUGAGUUGGAUGGGGAAGGGUUGGGCGACGCAGAGGGAUCGGCCGGGCGGGGCACACCUCAUGAACUCAAUGAGGACGCUGCAGCAGCGAUGGGCGGUGUGGCGGACGAGGGUAUUAGGACGGGGUUGGCUCUGGGAGAUGCAUUUGAGGGGGCGUUGUUCGACGAAGACCCAGAGGCGGUGAAGAUGGAGUGA
This is a messenger RNA of Closterium sp. NIES-65, 1287 nucleotides long. The record is from the annotation of a GenBank genome assembly. Lineage: Eukaryota; Viridiplantae; Streptophyta; Zygnematophyceae; Desmidiales; Closteriaceae.